AUGGUGAAUAGCAAGAUCUUUCCCUAGUACCUAUCUAUCUCACUCACUCUCUCCAAAAUAUCAUACACCGAUCAUUCUAAAUUGUACAAUAUGGAAGACUCGAAUCCCGAAUUGGAAACAUUCCGCAAGCAAUGGCAGGAAGAAGUGACUAGACGGUCAAAUGUUACCCAGGCACAUCCUCCAACCCAAGCGGCUGGGCCAUCUAACGUACCACAAAGAGCUCCACGGACCAAACAUGUUCAUGAGAAUACUAAACCUGGAGAUGAGGAUAUCGUUGAGCCUCAAACAGUACACUUUGACGGACCAAGUGGCGCCGUUGGGGCAGGAGAAGAAGAUGAAUUCUAUCCAUACGGUAAGAAGAAUGGCAAUAGUGAGCCCCAAUCAGCUUUGGAACACUAUGAAAAAGCGGUAGAGAGGGAAGGUCAAGGUAGCUUAGGAGACAGUCUUGAUCUCUACCGCAAAGCAUUUCGACUUGAUGAUCAAGUUGAUCGAAAAUAUAAGAACAAACAUUUCCCACCAUCUGCCUUCCCACCGAAACCCACAAACACAAAUCCAUCCAAUGCAUCUGCCACAGUGCCCAAUACCGCACACCACUCACCAGAUGGGCCCCCACAGACUAUUAAACAAUUGAUCGAAAGUUUUUCGGAUUUAUCAAUUGAACCAUCGCCACCCGAAAUUGAAGGGACACCGGCUCCUCCAUGUCCAAUUGCAGAUGUACCUGAUGAAAUCCUAUUACAAAUAUUCAAAGAAGUAGCAAUUAGGGAUGUGGCUGACCUUGCACGAAUCACACAAGUAUGCAAACGCAUGGCAUAUCUUGUAGCGACGGGAGAACAAAUCUGGAAAAGGAUAUGUCUUGGCUCAGAAUUCGGAUUCGAAGCAAUGCAUUAUCAAUGGCAAACAGAAGUCACAGGAGAGCUUCUUGAAGUCGAGCCUCAAUUACUUUUGCCCUCGGAAGACUCAGGUGAAGAGUCUGUUCCAUCAAUGCCUCUCAGUGACGAUACCAUCACCCAUUCCCUACUCCAAUCAACUUAUUCUUUAUCCUGGAAACAAAUGUUUCGCUUACGUCCCCGCAUUCGUUUCAAUGGCUGCUAUAUAAGCACCGUGAACUAUAUUCGACCUGGGCAAGCCUCCCCUUCAGCGGUAGCUUGGAAUUCUCCAGUCCAUAUUGUUACCUAUUACCGCUACCUUCGUUUCUAUCGCGAUGGCACAUUAAUCUCUCUUUUGACCACCACCGAACCUAGCGAUGUCGUUCACCAUUUGACGAAAGAACUUCUUGAAUAUCACAGGAGAAAUCAAUCUUCUCAUCUCCCUUCUUCUGUCAUGAGCGACGCUCGUCGUGGACGUUGGCGCCUAUCCUCUAUCAAUGAUCCUCCUUCGCUAGAUAUAGAUGCUGAACCCUCUUCUAAAGUUGGAGGAUCAGAGGGUACGUUAUAUGUGGAAACAGAAGGAGUUCAUGAAAAAUAUUUCUAUAGAAUGGAAUUGAAGAUGACUAGUGCAGGGAAAACAGUCAAAAAUAACAAAUUGGCUUGGAAUGGAUUCUGGAAUUACAACCGCCUAACGGAUGACUGGGGAGAGUUCACAUUGAGGAACGAUAAAGCUUUCUUUUGGAGUAGAGUAAAGAGUUAUGGAAUGGGCGCAUGACGCAUUGAAGAUAUUGAACGCAGUUUUCAUGAUUUUUAGAGGAGCGAGUUUGGAUAAUACCGGUAGAAAGACUAUGAUUAGAUGUUACGGUCAGCAUCGGAAUGAGUAUCAACUCACAACAAGAUGCCGAUAUCACGAUAUGACAUGAUCUCGACGAGUAAUGAUUAUGGUACUGGAAUUGAACAGAAGAGAACAUCCAUAGAUGUACAGAAACAGAAAAUAGAAAACGAUGUCAAGCAGGUGAUUAUUCAUAUUGAGUUUUGUCCUUCAUAACACAUAGAUUUAUGCCAAGCAAGCUUGCAUAUUCAGAAAGUAAGAU
Botrytis sinoallii is the source of this 1960-nucleotide messenger RNA. RefSeq lists its product as uncharacterized. NCBI's taxonomy places the organism in Eukaryota, Fungi, Ascomycota, Leotiomycetes, Helotiales, Sclerotiniaceae. Gene Ontology annotation, biological process: SCF-dependent proteasomal ubiquitin-dependent protein catabolic process. Gene Ontology annotation, molecular function: protein binding. The coding region runs from base 91 to 1641 and encodes 516 amino acids. Gene Ontology annotation, cellular component: SCF ubiquitin ligase complex. The transcript has 2 exons. The record is from RefSeq and is a predicted model, not a curated record.